AAAUAAAUGCACAGCAAUGGCGAGAUCUUUUUUGUUGUCGAAGGGGAACGCUUUUACGCACGCAUAGAUGGUAGUUUAUUUGAUCCGCAGUUGAAUGCUUUUGAAUCCAAGAAACGUUACUGCGUGGAGAGCCCGUGCUGGAUGUACACGGAGCUGUUCUAAUAUGAUGCUGCUCUUCUAAACAGUUAAGCUGUCAAUAAUAAUAAUGUCCAUUGCAUGCGAUACCGGAUAUAUCGAGCAUCUAAUACCGACUGAUUUGUACGUCAGUGAAUCACUGAAACACUGGAGUACGGUUAGCGUAUUCUAUAUACAGCAGAAUAUGAGUCAGGACAGUCGUCAAAAACGGCCCGUGCAACCAUUAUAAUAUGUUCCGUCUAAGAAGUAUAUGGAAAGCCAGAUCAUUUCAAUUUAGAAUACACCCAUUUUGUAAAACUAUUCAACGCCCUUAGUGCUCUGACAAGUCACUCUAGAAAACUCUCUACACGAACACAGCGGAAGUUAGCAUCACUAACGAUAGACUCUUGCAUGCAAAAGGAAGAUCUAGUUAAGUGUGCUAUGAAUUGUUCUUACUAAAAUGCUGGCUAUUUCCAUUUUAGUCGAGAUGGACCGAUACCCUUUUUCAGGAAAACUCGCAAUUUGUAUCAUAGGAAGGCAUAGCUCCAAACGGGAACCACUUGCUUGCCAAGGAAAUUGGCUGUCCCAUGACUGUAGUUUUGAACUGCCCGUCCCAUGACAACCCAUUGGCACCGUUAAACAGAGCUAAUUCAAGCAGCUGUCAUGGACGAUCAAGCACAAGAAGGGAUCGUUAAUACUCCAUCUACCAGCGUCUUCUUUAUUGAUGCUUUUAUUUAUUUAGGGACAAACUGUCUCACUAUUUAGGCUUGAACCUGGAUACCUCACGGAUCUGUCGACGAAUAGGUAUCAAUUACACCCUAUGAGAGACAAGAGCACGCGCAUCUGGUGAACAUACAAAAUGACGUCGACCUUCAAAGGUCCGGAAGUUUCAGCUAGCCAAGACAUUUACGUGUGUUUAAUUGUACCAGACGAGCAACGAGAUGAGCCAAUCGUUAACUCUAAUUGCACGCUAUACUCGUGAAUCAAAACACACAAUACCGUACGCAAAACCGGCUGAGACCACUAGCAGAAUCAAUCUUACACGCUUAAAUAUCAAUCCGUCGACUCAGAAUAACCUCAAACUUCCUACGUAAUAUCUAAAUGCCCGUAUCUAAGUGAACCAUCAAAAUUUAUACUAUCAGAUUCACUUAUUCGUGGAAAGGCAGCCGCUUGAAAACAAACACUUAGACAAAGUGGUCAAGACACUUCAUCAGACCUUAGUAUCGGACGCGAAGUUCUUCGAGCUGCGCUGAAAGUCGACUAUACACGAUCGCCUUUACAAAGAAGCUGAAACAUUCAACGGAUUUGAUUACCAAGCACUCUCGUUAGACAUCGUCAUGAUGAUUCCUCCCUGGUUUCAACGCAAUUCUGGCCUGCCAUACAUAAUUGUUAUUCUUCUCGGAAUAACCUUAGAGGCUCAAUUUGGAUUCUCCGAAACCGUCAACAUGGACCAAUACAAGUUCCACAUGUCGAAGGUUCUUUCCUUGUACAUGAAUGGCUUCAAUGUUCACCAACUUGGCACCAUUCUCGUUUCGAUGGCGUACUCGUUUUCACCCGCUGAGGAUCGCCCUGUCGUCGAGCAGUGUCUGGGUCAGCAUGACAAUGAAACUGUAACGGAGCUGAUCAAAUGUUAUAUGGAGAAGACGAACAUGAUGGAUUCUGAUAAGAAAUGCAAUCUGACGAAACUGAAGGAGUUCAUAACGGUAAAGAUGGCAGCGGCUCCGCCGAUAGCCGUUGCAGUACUACAAAAGUACGCUGAAUGCGUAUGUCAGAUAUCAGGAGCUGAGGGAAUGAUUUGCGCUCAACAAAAAACAAUGGAUUAUGUCAGGACGCUCUGCAGCGCCAUAGUCGGCGACGAAUGAACGGCGAGCUUCGCUACCUCUGAAAUCUACUUUAUUUUGACCGUAUGUGUUGCCAACGUACGCGUUCUUGACGAAUUCAAUCUAACUAAACCGCUUGUACAACGGUGAAAAAAUUUCGUUUGGUAUUCUCUUUGGAAUAGCAAAACGAGGUUCUCCUGCACGCUUUGUAACCUGAUGUCGUUAGUAAUUUUAUCAAGUUCAACAGUGAACGCUUCAAGAGCGAGGAGUCUCAAUGUUGGCCAGUGCAAUCGACUAGUCUGAGCAAUUCUACAAUAGACUUCCUGUUUGCGCCUGAGACUGUCGCAUUUCUUUCUGAACGAGCUAUGCAAAUGGAUUUAGAAUCUAAUUAGCUAGCCGUUGCUUCAACUGAAACUCACCAAUAGGUCGGUAUGCUACAUUAUUCCCAGCUAAGAAAAUGCAAACUGGAAAGCUAAAUAGGAAUACAGAUCGAACAAGCUAUUCAUAUUGUCGUUGGAAAGGCUUUUCACAGCUGUGUUCGCAGGUGGCCGAUUUUUUUCCAAAAGCAAAGCAAAGCAGCUUUACUCAAAGCUAGCAGUAGAAAAUGUACAUCUAUGAAUUUUAGAUUCUUUCAAAAUACAGUUGUCAGAUGGAUCCGCUACCGUAAACAUACAACGCUACCAGAUAAAAUACAAGAAAUUAAGAUGUAUCUCUUUCGAACGGCAACAAGUUAUUUUCUUGACGAUAUCUUUUACUUAACUACACUCGAAGCUGAACGUUACUUUCUUUUUUUUUAUGAAAUUUAUUCACCAAUCAACGUUUACAAAGUCCAAAAUGACAGCAUGUAUGUAUACAGCCAGGAUGAUAAUAACAGCAUGUUUGAAUGUGCUGAAACCUGUAGUUAAGCAUGAUUCUAGUACAAAUAGUUAUUCAUGGCAACUUCUUAUCGAUGCUCAUUAUCGGUGUCUGUGUCGAUGAUGUAUUGUUUUCCAAACGAUGUGUUAUGUCAAAACAAUCGUCAACGUUAUUUUCCGCAACGGCUAUAAUAAUAUACUGCCUUAGUUUAAGUUUACAUAUAUUUGCGUUCCUCAUAUUAAGCUGAGCUGUGCUCUUAUCAUACUCAGUUCUUCUAAUUUCUCUUAAGAUUAGCAUCGAUGGCAUUCGGCUGGAAUAACAUAACCAAAAUUGUAUACAGCUUACCGUUUUAUGGAAAAUAGAAAUUUGAAAUAAGCGAAACUGCGACUGUUGUUUUUCUCCUUCUUCUUCUUUACCAUAACUUCAACAAAGAAGCAGUUGUCUUCUCAUACAGCUCCACCUUUCCAUUAUUUAAUAACUUUCGCGUAGUCUUCACACAUUGUGUAGCACGUUCGAAAU
Molecule: messenger RNA, 3308 nt
Organism: Varroa destructor (honeybee mite)
Lineage: Eukaryota; Metazoa; Arthropoda; Arachnida; Mesostigmata; Varroidae
Molecular function (GO): odorant binding
Source: RefSeq, a predicted model, not a curated record